AUGCAGGCAGACGACAUCAUUCUCCUCACGCUAGCCGCUGGCAAGCAGAUGUCUUAUCUCCUCCCGCUUCUGUAUGGGAAAUGCCGCCUCAGACUCUCGGUACAUAAAGACUCGGAGAAGGAACUCCUUGAAAAGAAAUACCCAGGCUCUGAAGUCGUCAAAGGUGACAUGGAACGCGCAGAGGAUGUGUCGUCGAUGCUAUCAGGGGUCACCACCGUCAUCUACAUCGGACCAACGUUCCACCCCCGCGAAACAGAAAUCGGGUAUUCCAUGAUUGACGCCGCAGCCAGCGAAGCCCAAAACGGCAAACUCAAACACUUUAUCUACUCGUCCGUGCUUCACUCACAGCUGCGGAAGCUGAUGAACCAUGACUGCAAGCGCUACGUGGAGGAAUACCUGAUGGAGUCGGGACUCAACUACACCAUCCUGCAGCCAACGCACAUGCUGGAUCCCUUCCCAGUCGAGGAUCUGAUGAGACAGGAGCAACCCGUUUGGCACGCCGAUUAUGAUCCCAAGGUGACAUUUUCUUUCACCGUUCUGCGCGAUCUGGCCGAUGCGUUUGCGGUUGUAGCGCUGGAGCGCGAGAAGCAUUACCUGGCCGAGUAUCCCAUUUCUUCGACGGGCGCGGUAUCUCAUGUUGCGGUGGUUGAGGCGCUGAGCAAGGAGAUUGGAAAAGAGAUUGCGAUCAAACAGAAGGGUUACUACGAGGCAGUCGGGGGGUUGCACGGCCUGCUGGUCAGAGCCAACGGAAGACUGGACCAGAGGGUGUCUCGCGACAUCACCGACCGGCUGAUUCUUUACUACAAUACCUACGGACUGAAAGGAAACACAAACGUGCUUCAGUGGCUGAUUGGUCGGAAACCAACUAGCAUUGAAGAGUUCUUCCACGACAAGGUCUCGAGCAUCAGACAGUCGGGUAAAUGA
Molecule: messenger RNA, 924 nt
Organism: Metarhizium brunneum ARSEF 3297
Lineage: Eukaryota; Fungi; Ascomycota; Sordariomycetes; Hypocreales; Clavicipitaceae
Cellular component (GO): nucleus
Source: RefSeq, a predicted model, not a curated record